This is a messenger RNA of Megalobrama amblycephala (Wuchang bream), 2330 nucleotides long. RefSeq names its product NLR family CARD domain-containing protein 3-like. Gene Ontology annotation, molecular function: protein binding. NCBI's taxonomy places the organism in Eukaryota, Metazoa, Chordata, Actinopteri, Cypriniformes, Xenocyprididae. The record is from RefSeq and is a predicted model, not a curated record. The transcript is spliced from 4 exons. The coding region runs from base 141 to 2330 and encodes 729 amino acids.
AAUUUCUGAAGAAAGAGCUGGAAAAGUUUAGGAAAAUAUUACAAAAUGAGAACAGAGAAACCUUUGUGAAGGACUUUAAUGAGAAUAGAUGCAGUAUCAAAGCAGCAGCUCUUGAUCUCACACUACAUUACCUGAGAGAGAUGAAGCAAGAUGAAGCUGCUGAUGCUCUAGAAGAUGAGCUGUUCUUCAUUCAUCAGCUAAAAUGUGGCCUAAAGAAGAAGUAUCAGUGUGUGUUUGAAGGAAUGGCGAAGCAUGGUGACUCCAUACUUCUGAAUAACAUCUACACAGAUCUCUAUAUCACUCAGGGUGGCAGUGAACAGGUCAAUACUGAACAUGAGGUCAGACAGAUUGAAGUUGCUUCCAGACGUCAUGAAGCUCAAGAGAUUCAGGUUAAAUGCACAAAUUUGUUUGAAGCUCCUGAACAAGACGAAGAGAUCCGAACUGUACUGACAAAAGGAGUCGCUGGCAUCGGGAAAUCAGUCUCUGUGCAAAAGUUUGUUCUGGACUGGGCUGAAGGAAAAGAAAAUCAAGAUAUCAGCUUCAUAUUUCCUCUUCCAUUCAGAGAGAUGAACUUAAAGGAGAAAGAAAAACUAAGUUUGAUGGACCUUAUAACUCAUUUUUUCCCAGAGACAAAAGGACUGAACCUUACAAGAAGGAAUCGAUUCAAAGUCCUGUUCAUCCUUGAUGGAUUGGACGAAUGUCGCCUUCCUCUGAAGUUUGAUUGUAAUGAGACGUGGAGUGAUGUAUCGUCACCAGCCUCUCUGGAUGUUCUCCUAACGAACCUCAUGAAGGGAAAUCUGCUUCCUUCUGCUCUCAUCUGGAUCACCACCAGACCAGCAGCUGCCAGUAAGAUUCCUCCUGACUGUAUCGACCGGCUGACUGAGAUACGAGGAUUCAGUGACGCACAAAAGGAAGAGUACUUCAAAAAAAGAUUGACGGAUCAGAAUCAGGCCAUCACAAUCAUUGAUCAUGUUAAAAAAUCAAGGAGUCUCUUUAUCAUGUGCCACAUCCCAGUCUUCUGCUGGAUUUCAGCCACUGUUCUCCAGAACAUUCUGGAGGAGAAAAGAAAUAAUGAGAUCUCUAAAACACUACAGGAAUCAAAUACUGAAGACACUCCCAAGACUCUGACACAAAUGUACACACACUUUCUCCGCUUUCAGAUCCAGCAGAUCCACCGAAAGAAUGAUGGAGAAUAUGCAGCAGAUGUUUCCUGGGAUAAAGACGCCAUCCUUUCACUGGGGAAACUGGCAUUUCAUCAGCUGGAAAGAAACAACGUGAUCUUCUAUGACACAGACCUGGAAGCCUGUGGUAUUGACGUCUAUAAGGCAUCAGUGUACUCAGGCAUGUGUACCCAGAUCUUUAAGGAGGAAACAGGGAUCAUUCUUGGUACCAUGUACUGCUUUGUUCACUUGAGCAUUCAAGAGUUUAUUGCAGCCCUUUAUGCACAUCUGUUUCUAGACAUCAACAAGAAAAGUGUGUUUGUUCAUGAGUCUACAGAACAGGAAAACAAAAGUGAAACCAUGAUUGAUUUUCUCAAGACUGCAGUGGACGAGGCGCUCGAGAGUGACAAUGGACACCUGGACCUUUUCCUUCGCUUCCUCCUCGGUCUGUCAGUCCAGUCCAAUCGACGACUCUUACGGGGUCUGUUGACACAGCAAGACGCCAGUGACCAGAGCAACAAAGAAAUAGUUCAGUACAUCAAGCAGAAAUUAGAAAGCAAUCUGUCUGCAGAGAGAUCCAUCAAUCUGUUCUACUGUCUGAAUGAACUGAACGACCAAACUCUGGUGAAGGAGAUUCAGACCCACCUUAGCAAAGGAAGUCUGUCAUCUGGUGACCUUUCACCUGCCCAGUGGUCUGCUUUGGUCUUUGUGUUGUUGACAUCAGAGGAAGAGCUGGAGGAGUUUGAGCUUCAGAAAUUCAAGAAAUCAGACGAGUGUCUCAUUAGAUUAUCGGCAGUCAUCAAAACCUCCAGAAGAGCGCUGUUAUAUGAUUGUAACUUAACAGACAAAAGCUGUUCAGCUCUGGCUGCAGUUCUUGGAUCAGAUACCAAUUUUAAAGAGCUGAACCUGAACAAUAAUAAUCUGCAGGAUUUAGGAGUGAAGCUCCUCUGCACUGGACUGAAGAAUCUAAACUGUAAAUUGGAGAUACUGAGACUCUCUAACUGCAGUGUAACAGAAGAAGGUUAUAAAGCUCUGGCUUCAGCUCUGAGAUCAAACCCUUCACACCUGAUAGAGCUGGAUCUCACAGGAAAUGAACCUGGACAAUCAGGAGUGAAGGCACUCAGUGAUUUACUACAGGCUCCAAACUGUCAACUGAAGACACUGAGGUGA